Molecule: messenger RNA, 1380 nt
Organism: Pezoporus occidentalis (night parrot)
Lineage: Eukaryota; Metazoa; Chordata; Aves; Psittaciformes; Psittacidae
Product: phospholipase DDHD1-like
Cellular component (GO): cytoplasm
Molecular function (GO): metal ion binding; glycerophospholipase activity
Source: RefSeq, a predicted model, not a curated record
AUGGCAAGAAUCGGCGUGCCCUUCUGCAAAUCCGACUUUGCAGACCAUUACCCUGCGCUUGCAGAGUACACGUAUCAAGCCAAACGUCAACGACAUCGGAGCCUUCGUUUCCGUACUCUUCUCUACAACCAUUUCCCACCUAUCCAGCAGGCCUGCACACAGGCAGACGCAACCUCCCAUUUACACUGCCAGUUCUCCAACCCAAUCGAACAGAAACAAGCCGCCAUAAAUUAGUCACAUUCUGUUUGCUUGCAUGUUAUUGGGCAGAAAAUGGACCAAGGAAGGAUCAUCAGAAAUACAGCUAUGAUGUGAGAUGCUUUAAGAAAACAGAAGUAUUUUUCUGAUCUCUCAAAACUUUCUGAAUUUCUUCCAGUUGAAUGGAAGUCAAAACUUACCCUUGAUGAAGACACUGUGGACUCCAUUACUCCAGUUAAAGUACAAGGUUUACGGGAUAUGCUGAGCAGCAAUGCAAUGGGUAUGAUGUAUUACACCCGUCCUCUUUACAGGGAUGAACCAGUGAAAGGGUUGCAGCAAGAGCUGAACCAGCUAUACACACUCAUCUGUGCCCGAAAUCAAGACUUUGAGGAGAAAGGAGGGCAAGUCUCAAUUGUGUCCCACUCACUCGGCUGUGUCAUCAUCAUGACUGGCUGGAACCCGGUCAGGUUUUAUGAAAACUUGGUGCAGAAGGAAGAGGAGGAGCUUCAAGACCACUGGAUGAGCUAUGAAGAGCAACAUUUACUUGAAGAACUUCAUAUAACUAAAAACUGGUUGAAAGAGAUAAGAGAGAGGUUACAAUGGUUAAAGGCAUCCACCAUUUCAGAACCACAUGUCUUACAAUUUAAGGUAGAGAAUUUCUUCUGUGUGGGAUCUCCAUUAGCAAUGUUUUUGGCAUUGUGUGGCAUCUGUCCAGGAAACUCUGGUAGUCAAGACCAUAUUCUGCCCAGAACAAUUUGUAUGCUAACUGUUUUUCACCCAACAGAUACAGUGGCCUAUAGAUCAGAACCUUUAAUUCAACACUACAGCAAUAUCUCGCCUAUUCAGAUCCACUGGUACAGCACUGUAAACCCUCUACUUUAUGAGUGUAUGAAGCCAAGUUUUCUCAACCCAACAAAUGAACCUACCUCAGUUACCAAUAGUGAAAGUGUGUCAACUGUACCAAGCCCAACUACUUCACCAGACAUGGCUCGACGCCACUAUGGGAAGUCUGUAACAAACAUAGGCAAGGCAAGUAUAUUAGGAGCUGCAAGCAUCAGGAAGGGCCUCGGCGGGAUGCUUUAUUCCAGAUUUGGUUGAUCUAGUACAGCCACCCCACAGACACUCGAGGCAGGAAAAGACAGAGACAAGGAGGAUGACAAGAAGGCCACAGCGGCGGGGGCGCCG